GUGUAUUGUGUCCGGCCCGGCUUGCCGUAGUAAUUGUGCAGACUAACCGGUCUGUCAGAGUUGAUGAGCUGGGCAGGUGGUGAGUCAGCGGAGUUGCGGGUCAUGCUCAGACAUGCACAGUGUGCGCUGCGGAUCUAGCCUCGACUUGUCUACUAGCUCUGUUUUUAAAGGGACUCCGGAGAGCAGUUUGUAGCACUUUAGGCAGGGAGCUGAGGGAAGCUCCCGAUCAAAGCACUUUAUCGGACAUUCGUGUAUUUAUUAAAGGCAGCCGUGCAAAAUGAAUGUGUCGUCCACUACAGAUUGCUUAGAAAGCUCUCAGAUUAUAGCUUCAGAACAGGAAAUAUUUGUAAAACCAAAGCCACUGCUGCUGAAAUUAUUAAAGACCGCAGGUGCAGAGACUGACACUUUCACAAUGAAGGAGGUUAUUUACCAUCUUGGUCAGUACAUUAAGGCCAAGCAGUUGUAUGACGAGAAGCAGCAGCAUAUUGUCCACUGCUCCAAUGAUCCUCUAGGAGAACUAUUUGGGGUACAGAGCUUUUCUGUAAAAGAACCGAGGAGACUGUAUGCAAUGAUAUCUAAGAAUCUGGUGACCGCUGGUUCAAAAGAUUCUUCUGAUACUAUAUCCAAUGACAGUGAUUCUAGCAGUAUUUCGCAUAAACAGAAUACUCCUAAGGAGUCCACUCAGUAUGUACAAGAGAAAUUAAUACCAUCAGCCAGUGGCUCAUCACAGAGGAAAACCAACAGUGAAACAGAGGACAACUCAAGUCCACCUCCUGAGCAACAAAGGAGGCGACAUAAGUCGGACAGUAUUUCACUAACGUUUGAUCAAAGCCUUUCGUGGUGGGUGAUAAGUGGCCUGCGCCGUGAAAGAAACAGUGAAUCUACAGACACCACCUCCUGCAAUACAGAGAUCGAAAUACCGUCAGCAAGUGACAACUCUGAUUGGUUGGAUCAAGACUCAGAUUCUGAUCAGUUCAGUGUGGAAUUUGAAGUUGAAUCAGUAUAUUCAGAUGAUUACAGUCCUAGCGGAGAUGAACAAGGCCUUACUGAUGAAGGGGAUGAUGAUGUCAAUGAUGAGGUAUAUCAAGUGACUAUAUACCAGGCAGAAGAUGCUGACUCGUUUGAUGAGGAUACUGAAAUUUCCGAAGCAGAUUAUUGGAAGUGCUCUGAUUGCGAGGAAAUUAAUCCACCUCUACCAAGUCAUUGUAACCGUUGCUGGGCUCUUCGUAAAGACUGGCUUCCUGAAGAAAAGAAAGGCAAAUCUGAGCCUGUCAAGAGGAAAACCAUGGUAGAAACGGAGGAAAACGAAGGUGUUGAUGUGCCUGACGGUAAAAAGGCUAAACUUACAGGUUCUCAAGACUUGAGCGUUGAGAAACAAGUAGAUGAAGUCUUGCAGUGCUCGCAGGAAACUGAAGACUUUUCUCAGCCUUCUACAUCCGGCAGCGUCGCCUCUUGUAGUCAAGAAGAGUCCAAAGAACACGAGCGCGAAGAAGUGCGAGAGGAAAGCGCAGAGUCCUCUCUUCCUUUAAGUAGCGUUGAGCCAUGCGUAAUUUGUCAGUCCAGGCCUAAAAAUGGCUGCAUUAUCCAUGGAAGAACAGGUCACUUGAUGGCAUGUUUUACUUGUGCUCGAAAGCUUAAAAAGAGGAACAAGCCUUGCCCUGUCUGCAGACAGCCAAUUCAGAUGAUCGUGCUAACCUACUUCAGCUAGAAACAGACUCGGACUAAGCAUAAGCAAAAAGGACACUUGGGUACCUCAGCAUAGUGUGUGUAUUCAUUUUUAACUUAUUGUAGUAAAGAGCAAUAUUUUGGCCAGGAAAUGUAUUGAUAAAUCAUUUUAUAUAGCAAACUAAAAAUCCUACAAAAUAUAUUUAUAUUAAUAUAAUUCCUUACAGGAUUCAUUGUUCCAGUAACCAAACCAUUAUAUUGUAUCAUAUAUA
Spea bombifrons (plains spadefoot toad) is the source of this 1937-nucleotide messenger RNA. It is a transcript of the gene MDM2, whose product is annotated as MDM2 proto-oncogene. Gene Ontology annotation, cellular component: nucleus. The transcript has 11 exons. Gene Ontology annotation, biological process: regulation of cell cycle; negative regulation of apoptotic process. The coding region runs from base 278 to 1708 and encodes 476 amino acids. Gene Ontology annotation, molecular function: ubiquitin protein ligase activity; identical protein binding. The record is from RefSeq and is a predicted model, not a curated record. NCBI's taxonomy places the organism in Eukaryota, Metazoa, Chordata, Amphibia, Anura, Pelobatidae.